Molecule: messenger RNA, 3331 nt
Organism: Athalia rosae (coleseed sawfly)
Lineage: Eukaryota; Metazoa; Arthropoda; Insecta; Hymenoptera; Athaliidae
Product: probable ATP-dependent RNA helicase DDX10
Exons: 12
Coding region: 86-2584 (832 amino acids)
Biological process (GO): rRNA processing
Cellular component (GO): nucleus
Molecular function (GO): ATP binding; RNA helicase activity; nucleic acid binding
Source: RefSeq, a predicted model, not a curated record
AAUUUAGCAGCCAUGUGCCACCUUUGGCCAUGUGGUUCCAUGCGUUUGGCUUGAGAAAAAAGUAUUUGUUAAACAAUUCAUUAAAAUGUCUAAUAAAGAAACGAAGACAAAAUUUAAGAUAUACAAUACGCAGAAAAAACAUGAUCCAGAAUUGAAAAUAAUAAAAAACCUUCAAGCUGCUUACAACAAUAUUGAUGUAUCGAAAGUGAAGAAGUUCUCUGAUUUACCACUGUCCCAAAAAACACAAAAAGGUCUCAAGGAAAAUGAAUUCCUAGAGCCUACUGAUAUCCAGCGACAAAGCAUUACCCUAGCGCUGCGAGGGCUCGAUAUACUAGGAGCUGCUAAAACUGGAAGUGGAAAAACACUAGCUUUCCUCAUACCGAUCUUGGAAAUUCUAUAUUGUAAACAAUGGACUAGAUUAGAUUCUGUUGGAGCUCUUGUUAUUACGCCAACACGGGAAUUGGCUUAUCAGAUAUAUGAAACUUUGCGAAAAGUUGGUCGAUAUCAUGACCUGUCAGCAGGACUCAUCAUUGGUGGUAAAGACUUGCAUUUUGAGAAAAAACGGAUGCAUCAGUGCAAUAUUGUCAUCUGUACACCUGGAAGAUUAUUGCAACAUAUGGAUGAAAAUCCGUUGUUUGACUGUGUGAAUAUGCAGCUAUUGGUUCUUGAUGAAGCUGAUCGUUGCUUAGAUAUGGGGUUCGAACAGACAAUGAAUAGUAUUAUUGAGAACUUACCUUCCAAGCGGCAAACUUUGCUUUUCUCUGCGACGCAAACAAAGUCAGUUAAGGAUUUAGCUCGAUUAAGCUUGCAGGAUCCGAUGUAUGUAUCUGUCCAUGAGCAUGCAGUGCAUAAGACACCUGAAGGCUUACAGCAAAGUUAUGUUGUUUGUACUUUAGAGGACAAAAUGUCAAUGUUAUGGUCCUUUAUUCGGAAUCAUCUUCGGCAGAAAAUUCUUGUAUUUUUCUCAAGCUGCAAACAGGUGAAAUAUGCCAAUGAAAUGUUUUGUCGUUUGAAACCAGGGGUAAGCCUAUUGGCACUGUAUGGUACACUCCAUCAACUAAAACGAAUGGCAAUUUAUGAAGCGUUCUGUAAAAAGCAACACGCUGUACUUUUUGCAACUGAUAUUGCUGCUAGAGGAUUAGAUUUUCCUGCUGUGAAUUGGGUCGUUCAAAUGGACUGCCCAGAAGAUGCCAAUGCUUACAUACAUCGGGCAGGUAGAACAGCCAGAUUCCAACGAGGUGGAGAAUCAUUAUUAGUUUUAUUACCAAGUGAAAUCAAUAUGAUAGAUCAACUUCAACAACACAAAGUUCCCAUCAACCUUAUCAAAAUUAACCCGAACAAACUCCAGUCGCCACAUCGAAAAAUGGAAGCACUGCUUGCCAGGGAUGUAGCUCUGAAAGACACAGCUCAGAGAGCUUUUGUCGCUUACAUAAAAUCAGUUUUUCUUAUGAAAGAUAAAAGUAUAUUUGAUGUGCAUCGAUUGAAUACCGAUGCUUAUGCCAAAUCACUAGGGUUGGCGAUACCACCUAGAAUACGAUUUCUUCAAAAAAUUAACAAAGCCAUUGAAAGUAAACGUACCAAAAGUGUGUCAACGAUGAAGGAAAUUGGUAUUGCGUCUGUCGAUGAUGAACAAGAAAUUAGUGCCACUAAAACAUCGCAACGACUCAACAAGUUCAUGAGAGAAUCAGACAGUGAUGAUAAGAACGUUCCUGACAACAACACUGACGCGGAAAUAUCUGGUAGCAACGACAUUCAAGAGCAUCCUGCUAAAAAUUUUAGCCAUAAAGAUCAAAACGAUAUGUUCUUCGGCAAUGAUGAUAGUGAUAGUGAUGAGGAUAUUCUGAAAGUAAAACGACGAGAUAUUCAAAUUGAGGAUGACGAUAAUUUUGGAAGUGACAACAUUGCAGAAGCUGUCACUCAGACUACAGAUAAUUCCACUACAGCAAAGAAAAAAAUUGUUACAAAGGCUGCAAUUGCUAAAAAAAUUCUGAAGAAAAAGAUUGUUCCGAACAGAAAAACUACUUUUGACGAGGAGGGCCAGGAGAUUGUAAACCCUACCAAAUCUAAAAUGUCUGAGGUAGCACGUGAAUAUGAAAAUGAAGAGCGUUCUGGAAUCGAUAUUGAAAAGGCCAAAGCAAUUUUGCGAGAGGAGGAUCGUUUCGAUAAACAGCGCUUUAAAGACAAAAUAAAAGCAAAACACAGGGAGCAGAAACAAAAAAUCAAAGCUAGUAAACAAAAUAUUGAUGAAGAAUCAGAACAAGAUAUGGGUGAUGAAGUUGGCAGCGAGGAAAGUGGCGAUGAAAGUAGCAACGAAGAUGAGCCAGAUUUGUCAUGGCUGCCUGAUCCAGAUAAAAUCUAUGGCAAGCUCGACGAUGGUAGCGCUACGGAAUCUGAUGCCAGUAGUCAGGCAGAUGAAGAGGUUGACAGAACACCCAAAAGAAAGUUAUUAGAUGUUGAUGAAUGUCAUAGAAAGAAAGACGGCAAAAGAUCUAAAUUUUCCUCUCACAACGGGCUUACCCUACUUGAAGAUGAAGAGCUCGCUUUACAACUUUUGAAAAAUCGACAAUCUGGCUAUGUUGUGUAGUUAGUAAUAAAUGAUGGAUACUCAAUAUUUAGUUGUACAUACAUACGUAAUCUUGCGAAUGAUUGCUAUUUGUGAUUCCAGUGAGAUCUCAUUCCAGCUACUUACGAAUCUUCAAUGUACAUGUUUGGCUUUUGUUUGAUUAUCGAAAUCUUUUCAAGUCAUCUAAUUAAUAACAUCCAAUGUUGUAGAAUGUCUGAAUGGAAGUCUUUUUGUCUCCAGAUGCUGUAAUAGGCUAUAUUUUGUCUACUCUGUUAUUCCAAUAUCUGAGAUGAGAAUGUGGAUGCGAAAAUGCAAUUCGGUGGGAAUCCAUACCUUUAUUUAUUUGAAUGAUGUUAUCAAGUUUAACAUUUAUUUAACUGAAACAUACAAAUGAAGUACAUAACUAUGUAUUUCGUUUACGAUUGUAUCUAAAAAAUAAAUCAAGUAGAUAUUAGAUACUUGUAAUGUGUAUUAUUCGCAUCAAAUAAAAUUCGUUAAAUAUAAAACCAAAAAUCAAAGCCAUAGACAAAUAUCUGAUCAAUUGUCGUUAUGAAAUUUAUCUAUUGAUAGUUUAGGACAAUUAUAACGAAAUGCGUCAGAAUUACCGGGGGAUCGUAGUCGUUUGUAUUAUGUUAUCAAAUUUUCGUAACAAUAACAGAUGAAAAUUUGAUCUUGCAUACAUCGUGUAACCGUUAUAGUACGAAGGAUAUAAGUUAGUUGAAUAUUUUACUACUUGAAUUAAUAAAAAUAUAUACAUAUAAGUAUAUA